UAUUGGUACAGCGCUUUGUCUCCUAAACUGACGAAUGUCGCGAUCCUAACAUUCCAUCCAUAUUCAACUCCAUCUUGCCAGAUUUUUAAAAGGAUAUAUUAACUUUGGUGGUUUUAGCAAGUACCCAUGCUUAAUUAUUAACGUUGCCAAACACCCAACACCUCUCUCCGUCUUCCUCUUCUUCCAUUUAAUCACCGUCGACGCCUCUUCCAAAGUGUUUGUGGGAAGGAUGAAUCCCAACAGGAGUCAUGGUGGCAUUCAGCUCUUGCUAGCUGCAGAACAAGAAGCCCAAAAUAUUGUAAAUGAUGCCAAAAAUGCAAAAACGUCUAGGCUUAAACAAGCAAAAGAAGAGGCCAAUAGGGAGAUUGCUGCAUACCGUUCCGAAAUGGAGGCUGAAUUUCAGAAAAAAGUUGCAGAGUCCAGUGGAGAUUCUGGUGCUAACGUUAAACGCUUGCAACAAGAGACUGACGAUAAGAUUCAGUACUUGAAAUCAGAGGCUGGAAGGGUAUCCAAUGAUGUUACGGACAUGCUUCUGAAACAUGUGACAACUGUUAAGAAAUAAGUUUUCUAUGUUGAGUGAAGACAACAUUAUGGCAUUACGGAGGUAGGCUGGAUGAUAUUUUCAGUUCUCUACCCAUAGCUUAUAUUUGAACUGGAAGCCCUUGAACUGGUGAGAUUAAAGUUGAGUUGAGUCGAGUAUUCUCUUAGUUAGUUAAUUGGUUCCCAUAUUUAAUCAAAUAAAUCACAGAG
This is a messenger RNA of Nelumbo nucifera (sacred lotus), 750 nucleotides long. RefSeq names its product V-type proton ATPase subunit G 1-like. NCBI's taxonomy places the organism in Eukaryota, Viridiplantae, Streptophyta, Magnoliopsida, Proteales, Nelumbonaceae. The record is from RefSeq and is a predicted model, not a curated record. Gene Ontology annotation, molecular function: proton-transporting ATPase activity, rotational mechanism; ATP hydrolysis activity. Gene Ontology annotation, biological process: proton transmembrane transport. Gene Ontology annotation, cellular component: vacuolar proton-transporting V-type ATPase, V1 domain; vacuolar proton-transporting V-type ATPase complex.